CGGCGGGCUGACGUCAGGCGGGGCUGCAGCUGCCCGCCGGCGGAGCGCGGCCGGCGGCGGGAGCGGGGCCGGCGGCGGCAGAUUAAGCAACAAUGGCAUUUGUGAAGAGUGGAUGGCUGCUCCGUCAAAGUACUAUUCUGCGGCGCUGGAAGAAGAACUGGUUUGACCUGUGGUCUGACGGCCGUUUAAUAUUCUACGAUGAUCAAAAUCGCCGUGACCUCGAAGAUAAAAUCCACAUGCGAAUUCACUGCAUCAACCUCCGAGUGGGGAAUGAAUGUCGAGAUUUCCAGGCUCCAGAGGGGAAGCAGAGAGACUGUUUACUGCAGAUUGUUUGCCGGGAUGGGAAGACAGUCAACCUUUGUGCAGAGAGUGCAGAUGACUGCCUGGCAUGGAAAAUUGCUCUCCAAGACGCCAGAACAAAUGCAGGCUACGUGGGAUCUGAUGUGAUGUAUGAUGAGACAGCCAUUUCCUCAGCCCCUCCUCCCUACACAGCUUAUGCCACACCAUCACCUGAGGUUUAUGGCUAUGGCUACGAGCAGUACAAUGGGCCCUAUCCCCCCGCCGGUCCCCAAGUCUUCUACGCCUCCAACGGCCAGGCGUACGCUGCUCCCUGUCAGUACCCCUACCAAGGUCCCUAUGGGCAGCCCCCUGCAAACCAUGUCAUCAUUCGAGAGCGUUACCGUGACAGCGAUGGAGACCUUGCCCUGGGCAUGCUUGCAGGAGCAGCCACUGGAAUGGCUCUGGGAUCAUUAUUCUGGGUCUUCUAGAUUACUCCUUAUCUUUGUAGUUCCCAAAAAACCUUUAUUGUGUGCAAUAAUAUAUUGGCAAUGUUGUUUACUGUUAAUCUUUAAGAAAUGCAAUAGUUAUCUUUGGGUAGUGACAUCUUAAUAAUUGAUUCUUAACUGUCUUCAGGAGAGUUCAAAGGCACCGUUGAGUGGGAGGGCAUGUGCUACUCUUGAAUUCUGUUCUGAUGUUUGGAGUUAGAAGGAUUUGUACUGAAAAGGAUCAAUAUGAGCACCAAUGUAAUGCGGUAGCAGUGACAAGCUUUAUGAACAGAUUGUUAAUCACCAUAGGAAAAAAGAAAGAGGUUUGGGAGGGUCUAAAAACCGGUCCAAAUAGGAGGUUUACAGAAGUGCUGCUUUAGGAUAUAUGUACUUCUGGCUUCUAAACAUUCCCUGGACAAACAUCCAGCUCAGCAGAAACUCCUUGGCAUGAGGUAGUGAGCCACGCUUGAGAGUUUUCUCCUUUUUUCCCCCUAACUUGCCUGCAGAUGGUAGUGUAUUUUCUUAGAUGGAGUUCUGUACCUGUCUCUCGCACCAUCCAGGUGAAGUUGUCUUUGAGAACAUAUAAGCAAACCACUAAGAAGUAGCAGCAGCACUCCUCAGCUCUUUUAUUCUCUCAGAAAUGUGAAUGACCAUUCUCUGAGCAGAUGGAAGUAACAGAUCUUUAGCUUUGCAAGUGGUCUUCCUUGCCUGUAGAGCAGUCGCCUCAAACACUGCACCAAGGGCACUGCUGAGGAAGAGGUCAUUGUCUAGUGGCUGCUCGUUACUGCUAUCGCUCUGCAGAACCAACUUGAACAUCCCUUGCCCUGGUGGGCCCACCAGAACCCCUCUGCAGCCAGUGAAUAGUCAAGAGGGGAGAGACAAACAGCACAAGUAGACCCUGCACACAGGCACUUUGAUACCAGCUGCCUUGCCAUGGCUAGGAUAGAACGUUAUGCCUCAGCCUCCAAGGUUUCCUGAACCAGGUUCAUCAUUUGCAGCUAGUUUUUGCACACAGCUAAGCCUGGGUUACUUUUAUGCACACUUCCCUUUCACAUUCAGCAGCUUCCCUUCAUGACUUCAGAAAAACACUCCAAGGAACCUGGCUAGCUUUGCUUGUAUGUCUGGGUCCUUUCACAGUGUGCUCCUACAGGCUGCUGUGUUAUGGACGCAGAGGACAACUGUUAGGUGUGUUAGAUGGUGUAUUACCUUAUCCAGUUACAAUCCAUGCUGAGCUGUGCUUGGCAGGGCAAAGAAAGCUCUGAAGAAAUGCAGAUGCUUUCUUACUGAGGUAAAAGAGACAGGUUUCUUUAUAGUAAGAGGGCUUAUUUUUAUACUUCCACUUUCAGCUUCCUGCACUCAUACUGGUUUAAUAUGUUAAGUCUUCCUUAUGCUUUCAUUCAGAGUUGGUUUAAUUUCUUUAAGGCUCCUGGGGUUUCAGGUAUGUCAGAAAAGCUGAAAAUAGAUGAGAACUUGCACCCUUAUGCAUUUAUAUCAAGCCUCAGUCUUUUUCAUUUCAUCUAUCUGGGCUCUAUCCUACAGAUCUAAGCAAUAGAGGUCUUGGACAAGAGCUUGUGUAACAGGAAGGGGAAGCACUAAGCUUUCAUGUCUCUUAAGGACCAACUCAAACAGAAAUCAUCAGAAGUAAACAGACAGAUGUUUUCUUGGCAGCAUUACUGAGAAUGAGCCUAGUCCAGGGAAUGGAAACCUCUUUCAAGAAGCUUGGGCUCAGAGUCAUACACCAAUGUGCAUGCAUGUCCUUUCACAGAUUAAUACACGCUGCAGAUGUUCUGCCAGUGGUAUGUACUAAAAGGGCUUGUUGGAGGUUCAAAAGAGGACUAAAGUGGAAGUUUCCUAUUGCUAGUCCAAAACAAAAGAAACUGCACUACAACUACUGAAGUUCUGUUUCUGACCUCAAGGGUGCCAGCCCUCUAAGGGAUGGUGACUGUCUGGAACUCCAGUGAACAAACAUUUCUACCCUUGAGGUAACCUUGAAGCUGAUUACAGGUCUAUGCUGCUGUUUAAUUUGUACUUUGCUGUAUAACUAGUUCUGCAGAAUGCCUCCAUGUCCUCCUGUCCCUGUAGGAUAAUGAGCCUGUAAGGGGUGGGGGUGUAAAACAACUGAACAGCAUUGUGAUUUCUUUUGAAUUUCAUGAUAAUUGUGUAAGAAUAGCACCAAGUGAACCAGCCAGUAAUUUAUGUUAAGUUCAGAAUUUUAUCAUGUAGGUUGUUUUGGUUUGGUUGGGUUGUUUUAUUUUUUUGCAAGAGCUGUUGAGCACAGCAGUGGAACAUGUCUCUGGUGCUUUCAGGAGAUAACUGUAUCUAGGUCCCCAGUUUCUUCAAGUGAAGUAUGUAAGAUAAAGACUGUGUUGGUUACAAAACAUUCCCAGGUUGAAUUCAAGCAAGAAAUGAUAUUUUUGCAAGUUCAAAUUGAAGUAAGUCUCCAUUAAAAGAAUAGUCUCACCUCUUCUUAAGGGGGAAAGAAAAAUCACCAGUUGAAGCUGAAGAUUCUAGUUCUGUCUUAGUAACAAUAGGCUGCUUUUAUACAAAAAUCAGGAGCUACUUCUCUGUCCUGGUAGCAUGAAAGCAAAUGUGCUGGAGCAUAAAAUCAAGAGAGCAGUUAUCUUAUUGCAGGUGCUUGUAGCCUUUCUGAUCUCACUGCAGAAACAGAACUGGCAAUGUCUUGGUGUACAAAGCAGCAGCAUGGGGACAACCACCUGAAUUGACUGGCUGUUAAAGCUCAGAGGCUUGCUGCCUAAAGACUUGGCUGAACCUCCAGUUGCUCAGGAGCAGAGUGGAGGCUUGGUCACAUCUGGAACAAUGUCUGGCUGGGUGCAUGGUCAUGACUCAAUGGCCUUUCCCUGCCCAGUCCAGUACUACAUAGAUCUGCUGUUUGUGUAGCUGCUGGUGUGAGCUGCAGGAGCCGGGCCAGGGUGGAUUUGGGGGCUUGGAGGGACUGCCAUGGCAGCUUCUGUAGAUAGGGGAUGCCAGUGAUGGGAAGAGGCUAUGAGUGGGGUAUGAUAGUUUCCAAAUAGUCUGACAUGAGUCCUAACCAGGUGUUUGUUUCUGAGUGGUGCUAGUCACGAUGCUGUGAUUCCAGUUACACUGGCAUAGCACCCAAGCACAUGCUUUCCUGCCUGGGGCCCAGUACUUGACCUCUUUAAAACUACAGCAGGGCUACAACCUGAUUUUUUGCAGCAUACACUAUCAGUUAAGGAUGACUGAAUCUGUUGUACAGCAGUUACAGUCCAUUCAGAAUGAAAUGUCAGUGCUCACAGAGAUCACAAGUCUCCGUGUUCACCUGUGACUAGUUAGUUUUGGAUUUGCACAGCCAGGCUUCCAGAGAGUGGAGUGGAAAUGCUCAGCCUUCUGCUAAGUCUGACCACAUUAGAGAUGAAACCUCUUGGAGGGGAUUGGGUCCCCUCCCAAAUUCUUAGUUCCAUAUGAAAACAUAACUAUUGUCUCCUUUUGCUUGAAUAUAGGGGGCUAGGGUCCAGCCUCUUCCAGUGGGUACGGUUUGUGAACUAGAGGGAAGGGGGGUGGGGAGGGUUUACAUACAGAGCACUGAGUUCUGACAAAGACACAUCUUUUCUAGUCUCAGGAGCAUUCUGACCUGCAUCUAGAGAGAGAUAAUCCUAAAUAUCACAGAGCACUGGCUUCAUUUUGUUUGCUCUUCAGUGGAGAUUCAGUAGGUGACAGAACCUAAAGAAAAGUCUCACUUGUGUUCCUCAGAUGUGUUUGUGGCUUUUCCUCCUCAUAUGACUUGACUAAGACAGAAAAGUCAUGGAGGCCAGCAUGGAGCAAAUACUUCUCCCCCUAAACCCUUCACGUUCUUGUGCACAAUCUUAACUGCUGCUUUUGCUGUAUGUCCUCAUUCUCAUGAUUAAUUUAUAGCAAAAUAGCAAUAAAAUUCCCAUUUAAGUGCAA
This is a messenger RNA of Colius striatus (speckled mousebird), 4688 nucleotides long. It is a transcript of the gene PLEKHB2, whose product is annotated as pleckstrin homology domain containing B2. Gene Ontology annotation, cellular component: membrane. The transcript is spliced from 8 exons. NCBI's taxonomy places the organism in Eukaryota, Metazoa, Chordata, Aves, Coliiformes, Coliidae. The record is from RefSeq and is a predicted model, not a curated record. Gene Ontology annotation, biological process: regulation of cell differentiation. The coding region runs from base 93 to 767 and encodes 224 amino acids.